AUACCGAGCGCCCUCGCCGGCCCGGGGCUGACGGUGGUCCUGCCCCCGAGAGCUGUGUGUCUCCCUCUCCGGGGCCGGGGGUGGGGAGCCCGGACCGGCCAGCGCACCGUUGGCCUCCGGGCAUCCAUCCCCUCCACGCCGGAGCUCCGGGCCCCAGGGCCGGUCGGCGGAGAGGCCCGCCGCCGCCGGCCCUUACGCGGCCUUGGGGGGGAUGUGUCGGGGCCGUGGAGGGGGAGACAGGUGGAGGGGCCCCCGUGGCCGCGUGAGGCGACGCUCACGGCUUCUGGGGACGGCGGAGGGCGACGCCGACGGGUCCGUGGGGUGGGGGUUGCCGAGGAAGGGCCACGGGUCCGGGGAGCCGGCGCGCGUGGAGGUGACGGGCCUGCGGGGCCUGUAGAAAGAGUGCGAUGGGGCGCUGGGGGCCGGUAGCCUUGGAAAGGGGGGCCGGCCUGAGGCCCGGCUGCAGUUCCGCUCGCUAAGGCUCAGAGGGUCCGGAUCUGGCCAGUGGUGACUUCGCUUUCGGUUCGGGGGGACUUGGGGAGGCGGGUCCCUGCCUCGCCGGGAGCCGACGCAUCAUGGAAUUUACCCGGGGGUGGGAGAACGUGCAUAUGUCGCACUGAAGAUGCUCCCUGGGUGACCCUGCCUUAGGACGGUGUGGCACACUGUACCCAAGCAGGGUCUCAAACUGGUCCCAGGUGUCUAGCCUGGUACCACCUCAUUAGUCUGGCUAAGACUACCCUGGUCGGGGCGAGGGCUGGAAUCAAGCUUUGGAAAAUGGAGAGGGCAGAUAUGGAAAGGGGAGAGAGAGAGAGAGAGAGAGAGAGAGGUUGUUUGGCACCUCCAGGGUGCGAAAGAUACCCCCAUAGGCCUUUUAAGGUCUCAGUCCCCAGUCCCCGGGGCUGUCACGAAGGGCCCACCAGGUGCUGGUGCUGUUAUCAAGGGCCCACUUUGGACAGAGUGAAGAGGAAUGUGUCUACCGACUCUUGCAAGUGCUCAGUACAGUGCUCUGUACACCGUGAGUGCUCAAUAAAUAUUAUUGACAGAUUGAGUGAGUUCUCAAGUCCCUGAUGCUGUUACCGAGGGCCCAGUGUGAGCCAAGUGAGGGAUUAGUCUCCGGACACCGGCGCUGUGUCUCAGUUGCUGGGGGAUGAGCAAGGGAGCAGGUUUUACCAACUGGAGCCGAGGGAAAGGGCAGGCACACUUUCUGCCCCUGCCCUAAGUCGGGGUGGCAGCGAGGCAGAGCAGACGUCCCCCGACCCCUUCUGUCCCGUGGGAGACCGAGUUCCCUUGACCACCCCCUCACCCCCUCCCUGACCCUGUCUCCAUCAGGGUUGCUGUGGCAGCGGGUUCAGGUGGCGGGUGGCCAGAGGCUGUUGUGUGCUAGGGCGGAUGUGGCGAUUCCCCCGUGGUCUGGGCCGCUUCUCCUCAAGGAGAGCUGUUGGCAGGAAGGGACUGAGGGGGCGCAGAAGUGGCAGUGCCAGCAGCUGCCUGGAUGGGAAAUUGACAGCCCCCAUCCAGAUGUCCAGGAGGUCCGGGCCCAGGUCUGCCUCUUAGAGCCGUACUCCAUUCCCUGGGCAGCAGCCCCACUCUGGGUGGGCCGGCAAGCUGAGAAGAGGCUCUGUGCACCACCUUGAGGCGCCGACCAGGGCAGCAGAGUAAACCCGUGGGGAGCCGGGAGCGGAACUGGGGAAGCUGCCGCCUGCUACCUCCUGCUGAGGCGAGCUCGGAGGACUGGUCCGUCCUCGCUCACUCCGCAGUCUGGCCAGGACCCACUGGGGAACGGGAGUGCCUCCCUCCCAGCUGCGAGUUCAGGGCUUCCCUUUUGGGCUCUUCGGCACCUGGCAAAGGCCAGUUGUGUCGGGGGGAAGUCAGCUUUCUUCCACAUACCGGUACACGUGCCCCGUGGACAUGCGUGUCUGCUCUCAUAGUGUGUCCGGCUCGAUCAAGCACCGGAUAAAGUCCAGUGUCCACUGCCUAGUUCCUGUCUGCGGGCUCAGGUGCAGCCACCAGCCUGGCCAACCUCCUACUUAGUUGAGAGCCAAGUUUGCUGCCCUUCUGAGAUCCCAUCUACUCCAGGAGGCCUUCCCUGAUUAAUCUCUCAUCUCCCCACCAUCCAACCCCGCCCAACUGCCACUCCAGCACUUGCAUGAUCCCUUGACACUUGGGUACUCAGCCCUCUACCUGCAGUUUUCUUUAGUGCCUGUGUCCCUGCUAGACUGUAAGCUCCCUGAGGGCAGAGAUCACACCUACUAACCGUUAUGGCACUUUCCUGGGGGCUCAGUACAGUGCUCUGUCUCCAGUAGGUGCUUAGUCAGUGCUCUUGAUCCCUAGAUUUUUUCGUGAGCCCAUUCGACUGUCUUUACCCAGAAUGGCAGCCCGGAUCUCCGCACCCAAGAUUUCAGCUGAGCCGCUUCCACUCUCCUCGAUCUACCUGUGUAUUUCAGGCGUCUCUGUGUGGGCCAAGCCCUGUGACAGAAGAAAUGAUGCUGGAGAGCAGUGGUGGCAGGCGGCAUGCUGUUUCUCAGCCUCCUCAGAUUGUCUAGGUUGCAGGUAGGGGAGAGGAAAGUCAGGCGAUACAAACUCGGGGGACCCUUCCCUUGAGAACCCUGCCUUUCGAUUGCUUUGGGGUAAUUGCUGUUGAGGGUCUCGUUUUCCCCAAAGACACCACUGACUACUCGAGGCCCCGCAGACGGGAACCCCUAAUGAGAACCUGGGGGCUCUUCCCUCUUUGAAAAGAUUUGCGGGGGAUGCCCAGAGAGUGUCAGGAAGGGUUCCCUUCCGGUCCGCCAGGGCUUUCGAACUUGCCAGGAAAUGGAUGAGCACCCCAAGGGCAAUGAGGCCUGACCAUCUCAUUUCCGGGUGGGAGUGACAGCGGCCCUCUGACAGGUGCACUGGUGGGCUCCGAGGUCCAGGGUGGCCAGCUAGCUCCAGGGAACCCCUCUGCCAGCUCCGUGGGCACCAGAGGCCCGAGGCAGAUCUCUUAUGCUGGGACUGGACCAUAGGAUGAGGGUGUAGGUGGGCGAGCCGGGAGUCACCAAGGCUGCCUUCAGCCGGCCGGUGCAUCUCCCAGUGCCGGGAUGGCCGAGCCCACGGGCUCCUCCGGGAUCGCGGCUUUACUCUGGCGCUGGGGUGACCGGGCCCCCGCAUACUUGCAGGGUCCCAAAACCUCAUUUAUUCACUCCAUUUCCUGGCGAGUUUUGAAAAGUGUUGGAGACUGUAAUCUCAUCAUCUAGACUGUAAGCUCGUCGUGGGCAGGGAAUGUGCCAACAUUUCUGUUACAUUGUACUCUCCCAAGCACAUAGUGUGGUGCUCUGCACACAGUAGGCACUCAGUAAAUACCAUUGAUCGAUCAAUUGAAUUGUUUCCAAACCACACAGUGGGCACCAUGGAGUCAAUCAGAUGCUUGCAUCACUGGGUGUGGGCUAGGUGACAUUUGUACCAAGGAAUGUAGCAGAUGCCCAUGCCCCCGGUUCUGAGCCUGGCAGCAUUCGUAUCACAGAGUGGGUACCAUGGGGUCUUACAGAUGCCCGUGUCCCUGGUCCCAGGCCGGGUGGUGUUUGUACCACAGAUAGAGCACUGUGCUGCCUAGUGUAUGGCCAUGACCCUGGUCUCAGACCAGGUAGUGUUUGUGCUGUGGAGCGGGCAAUGCAGAACCUAGUGGAUGCCCGUAUCCCUAGUCUCGGAGUCGGUGGUGUUUGUUUUGCAGAGCGGGUCCUUCGGGGGUCUCGUGGAUGCCCGUGUCCCUGGUCCCGGGCUGGGUGGUGUUUGUACCACAGAGUGGGAGCCCUCCUUUUUGGGGGUGAGAAUUUGCAGCUGGGGGUCCCCAAGGGCCCGCGUGGGCCGAAGGCAGGAGGCCUGGAACCAUGCUUCAACUCCGGGGUGUGCGUACGAGUCAUGGAGCUGACCGGGGCUCGAGCUCGUCAUUGGGCCCGGUCUGGUACGGCUUUGUCGAGUUUGACGACCUGCGCGAUGCAGAUGACGCCGUGUACGAGCUGAAUGGCAAGGACCUCUGCGGCGAGCGCGUCAUCGUGGAGCAUGCCCGCGGCCCCCGGCGCGACGGCAGCUACGGCUCGGGACGCAGUGGCUACGGCUACAGGCGCAGCGGGAGAGACAAGUACGGCCCCCCGACACGCACCGAGUACCGGCUCAUCGUCGAGAACCUGUCAAGCCGCUGCAGCUGGCAGGACUUAAAGGAUUAUAUGCGCCAGGCAGGAGAGGUCACGUACGCAGAUGCACACAAAGGGCGCAAGAAUGAAGGCGUCAUUGAGUUCGUGUCAUACUCGGACAUGAAGCGUGCGCUGGAGAAGCUGGACGGGACCGAGGUCAAUGGCAGGAAAAUCCGACUGGUUGAAGACAGGCCUGGCUCCCGGCGACGCCGCUCCUAUUCCAGAAGCCGGAGCCACUCGAGGUCUCGUUCCCGAAGCCGACAUUCUCGCAAGAGCCGGAGCCGCAGCGGGAGCAGCAAGAGCAGCCGCUCCAAGAGCCGGUCCCGGUCCAGGUCUGGUUCCCGCUCGAGAAGCAAGAGCCGGAGCCGGAGCCGUGGCAAAAAGGAGAAGAGCCGCAGCCGCAGCGCCGACGGGCCCCGGGGCGAAAGCCAAGACAAAGCGCAGGAGAAGAAGGUCCAGAAUAGCCAAGCCGGCGGCCAGGCGGGCAGCCGGAGCUUCAGCCAGGGGAAGAGUCGGAGCCGGAGCCGGAGCAAGGAUGGGCCGGAGAAGGGGGACAGGGAGAGCGGCGCCCGCGGCCGCAGCCAAGAGGAGAGAGUCAGCAAGGCCCGCAGCCGCAGCCGCAGUGGCAGCAAGGACAAGAGGAAAGGGAGGAAGAGGAGCCGAGAGCGGAGCCGGACCCGGAGCCGGAGCCCCAGCAAGGGGGAGAAGAACAAGAAGCGCAGCAAACGGGACGCCAAGCCGGAUGGCAAGAAGAGAAAGAAGGACGACGCAGGGGCCUCCCGCUCGAGAUCCCGCUCUGGGUCCAAGGACGAGGAGGCUGGGGCCGGAGCGGGGCGCGCCAAGGGCGAGGCUGACAAGGAGGAGAGCAGGGGGGCUGCGGGGGCCUCCGAGCCCAGCCGGGAGCCCCGCUCCACUUCCAAAUCGCAGCCAAACCGGAAAGCAGAGUCCCGCUCCAGGUCAAAAUCGCAGCCUCGCUCAGCCUCCCGCUCACCCUCCCCAUCUCGGUCCAGAUCCCGCUCGCGGUCCUAACUGGGCCGCGUCCCCUUCUCCUGCCCGCCGGGACUCCAACCCUCCAAUCCCCCUCCGAGUCUUUUGUAACGUUUGGUAGUUGUAACCCAAGUGUUUGCAGUAGAGCACAUGUCGAUGCUGUACAGUUUUAACCUCCCGGUAUGUCUGCGACUGGCAGAUUCCAGAGUGUCCUCCUUGCCAAACCCAGAGGGGGAGGGCGAGGCUGGGGGCGGAGGCCGGUGCGGGGGCGCCAGCCCGAGGGUGGCGAGGGCCCCGACCUCCCAGAGGCGGAGACCCGACCCCAGGGACGCAGGGGGCGGGGGCGGCGGCCGGUCGGUAGGUCACGCGGUCGGUUGUCCGUCCGGUUACUGGCCAUAUGUGCCCUUGCCGUGUGAUGUUCACCAUUUAGUGAAAGUGCUGAGUCUUAGGUUUCAUAAGAUUUUUUCGUUUCCUCUUUUGGGACUUACAGAAUUGUGAAUAGCACAGUCAAGGAGACUGACCCCUGCUGCAAUCCUUAGGAAAGCCACUGUAGACUUCCAUAUUACGGUAUUGUGAUGAUAUUCUUGUUUUAUAUUAAAAACAAAGGGUUUUUUUUAUUUUAUUUUUCCCCGUCUUGCAAGGUUCAGUGACCCCCGUUUCCAUGAAAUUUGAAUAAAGACUAUUUUUGCUUGACAAAA
This is a messenger RNA of Ornithorhynchus anatinus (platypus), 5851 nucleotides long. RefSeq names its product serine and arginine rich splicing factor 4 (gene SRSF4). The coding region runs from base 3864 to 5195 and encodes 443 amino acids. The record is from RefSeq and is a predicted model, not a curated record. Gene Ontology annotation, cellular component: nucleus; cytoplasm; ribonucleoprotein complex. Gene Ontology annotation, molecular function: mRNA binding. The transcript is spliced from 6 exons. Lineage: Eukaryota; Metazoa; Chordata; Mammalia; Monotremata; Ornithorhynchidae. Gene Ontology annotation, biological process: alternative mRNA splicing, via spliceosome; mRNA splice site recognition.